Messenger RNA from Gymnogyps californianus (California condor), 2472 nucleotides. It is a transcript of the gene BAIAP2L1, whose product is annotated as BAR/IMD domain containing adaptor protein 2 like 1. Gene Ontology annotation, biological process: actin filament bundle assembly; positive regulation of actin filament polymerization; actin crosslink formation. Lineage: Eukaryota; Metazoa; Chordata; Aves; Accipitriformes; Cathartidae. Gene Ontology annotation, cellular component: nucleoplasm; cytosol. Gene Ontology annotation, molecular function: protein binding. The transcript has 14 exons. The record is from RefSeq and is a predicted model, not a curated record. Bases 242 to 1768 code for a protein of 508 amino acids.
GCCCUCCCCGCCGAGGUGAGGCCAUCCGAUCCCCGCCGCCCACAGCCCGCCGAGCCAGUCCUGCCGCGUCAGGCAGCCGCGGCCCCGCAGGUCCCGCCCGGCUGGUUCCACAAGUUUUUGACAGUUUCUUAGCGGCGGAGGGAGAAGCCGAGUCUGCCGUGGCGGCGCUGGGCUGAGGCCGAGGCCGAGGCGCUCUGCGGAGGACGAAGCUCUUCCCACCGGCCGCCUCCCCGCCGGCACCAUGUCUCGGGACCCCGACGAGGUGAACAAGCUGACGGAGAGCACUUACAAAAAUGUUAUGGAACAGUUCAAUCCAGGACUGAGGAAUUUAAUAAAUCUGGGGAAGAAUUAUGAAAAAGCUGUUAAUGCUAUGGUAGUGGCUGGAAGAGCAUAUUAUGAUAGCCUUGCAAAGAUUGGGGAUAUAUCAGCUGAUUCUCCAGUUUCUAAAGAAUUAGGCCAAGUUCUCGUAGAAAUUUCAAGAACACACAAGAAACUUAAUGAUAGUCUAGAGGAGAGUUUCAAAAAAUUUCAUAAAGAAAUUAUAUCUGAACUGGAGAAGAAAACAGACCUGGAUGUAAAAUACAUGAAUGCAACUUUAAAGAGGUACCAAACUGAACACAGAAGCAAAUUAGAUUCUUUAGAGAAGUCUCAGGCUGAGCUGAAAAAAAUCAGAAGGAAAAGCCAAGGAGCACGAAAUGUAAUGAAAUAUGAGCAUAAAGAAAUGGAGUACGUGGAAACCGUGAGCUCUCGACAGAGUGAUAUUCAGAGAUUUAUUGCAGAAGGCUGCAGAGAAGCUCUCCUUGAAGAAAAAAGAAGAUUCUGUUUUCUGGUUGACAAGCACUGCAGCUUUACCCAGCACAUGCACUUCUAUCACAUUCAGUGUGCGGACUUCCUAAAAUCCAAGCUGCCUGGGUGGCAGGAAAUCUGCAGUGAUGCCACCAAAGUGCCUGAAAAAGUCAGAAUGAUGAUAGAUGAAAUAAGGACACCUGGUUCCACUCCAGUAUCGGGAACUCCACAGCCUUCACCAAUGAUAGAGAGAAAUACCAUGAUUGGAAAUGAUUUUUAUCAUCAUCACGAAAAUGCAUCAAAGGUGCCCCCUGCUCCUACAGGUAGGGCGUACACCAGUCCACUCGUUGAUAUGUUUAACAAUCCGGCAACAGUUCCAAAGACAUCUUCUGAAAAACUAAAUAAUUCAGCAGAGAAUUCAGAUGAUGCCAGUUUAUCACGUUCAACUUCCGUUGCCACGGGACUAAAUAUAAUGAAAAGGCAAAAAGUAAAGACAAUCUUCCCACAUACUGCUGGAAGUAACAAGACAUUGCUUAGCUUUGCACAGGGGGAUAUCAUCACGCUUCUUGUAGCUGAAGAAAAGGAUGGCUGGCUUUACGGGGAACAUGACUCGACUAAAGUAAAAGGAUGGUUUCCAUCGUCGUAUACUAGACCACUAGAAGAACCAGCAGAAGAAAAAGCAUUUGUACCAGUGCCAAGCCCUGCACCAAUCCGAAGUAUUAGUUCUGUAAAUCUUGUGGAAAAAGGUGAUGUUGUCCUCCCACCGCCAGACUAUCUGGGGUCUCUGCAAACAGAUAAAAGAAUGGAGUCUUCCAAAGGUACUACUGUUAAAACACCAACCGACAGACCAGACAAUGCAGGCCCGAAACCUGAUAUGAAUGGCAUUAUAAAACCACCUUUUCUAAGUGGAGAAAAUCCUUUUGCAACUGUGAAACUCAGACCAACAGUAACAAAUGACAGAUCAGCACCAAUUAUUCGAUGAAUAUACAGUCCAUACACAUGUACUUCCUCCUUAUAAACACCAUUUUCAGUAAUGACAAUUACUAUCUAAACUUGUUCUAAAAAUUUAUGUAAAUGUAAUUACUGUACAAUAGAAUCAUACUGGAAUGGAGUUGAUUUUUUUUAAAACCUACACUUCCUAAUGAGGUAAUUGCUUUGGGCUAAUGUUUGAGCACUUUGGCUUAUUUUACAGUAUGCCUUUUUUUGUAGUAGGAAUUGUGAAAAUACUGGAGAUAGUUUGGAUACUCUAGUAAACCAGUGUAACUAAUAGCUCACAAAUCUGAAUCUUUGGCAUUAUUUGGAAACUGCAAUAGUAAGUUCUAGACUAUAAGCCUGCAUAAGCCACUUACUAAAUAAGAAAAAGAUGAUUUUUUUUUCCCAAACAGAACAAUGUAACAACUGCCUUAUUCCAGAAUAGAGAAUUGCCUGUAUAAAGUGAUUAUAUAUUAUUUUGUUUAAGAAAGACACUCUCGGUUAUAAAUAAAUAUUUAUCCUUUAAGAAUAGACCAUUUGUAAUGCUUUGCUUAAUGUUCAGAUACAAAUUUUCAAGUGUUAACAUAAACCUAUUUUAAGUCUAAUGUUGUACUGUCAACACAUUCUUCAAUGAUAACUUUCUUUCAAACAUGUUGUCAAACUUUAGUCUUAUAAAAAGUCAUAAUAAAACAGUGCCAUGAUUUUUUUCUCAAA